AUGUUGUUCCUUCUGAUGUUCUUGGGACACAAAGUAAUUGCUCUCAGCUGCCCUGAAAAUGAUGUUUUGGCUGUCCCACACGAGUGGUACCAUCCUGGUGAUCUUGUCAUCGGUGGGAUAUUGUCUCACAUCAUUUACCACAGUUAUGAAACUGAAUUUAAGGAGCAUCCCUCUGUGGAACCUUUUGACUUACCAAUUGUAAUAAUCAAAUUCUACCAGCACAUCCUUGCCUUGGCCUUUGCUGUGAAGAAGAUCAAUGAGGACCCUCAGAUCUUAUCUAACGUCACCCUUGGGUUCCACAUCUAUGACAGUUAUCACAAUCCUAGGAUGACCUAUCGCACCACUCUGGAUUUGCUUUUCAAAUCUCAGGAAUUUUAUCCAAACUACAAAUGUGAUAACCAGAAGAAUCUCAUGGCCAUCAUUGGAGGGUUAGGUUCUGCUACUUCACAUUAUAUGGAUGAAAUUGUAAGUUCCUUCAAGAUUCCACAGCUGACCUACGGCUCAUUAGCCCAAGAGGAAUUUCAGACCAGUAAGCGAUCUUCACUUUAUUUCAUGGUCCCAAAAGAGGACCAUCAGUACAUUGGGAUUGUCCAACUGCUUCAUCACUUCAGCUGGACAUGGGUUGGUAUUUUUGCUGUAAAUAACAACAAUGGAGAAAAUUUCUUACAGAAAAUGGAGCCCUUACUUUCACAGAAUGGCAUCUGCUCAUCAUACAUACAAAGGCUUUCACCAGUUGUCAAUUUGGAACACUACCAAGAACUUUAUCGUCAAAUAACUAGUACUUUCCUUAAUUUGAUGAAUAGCAAAACCAAUACAAUUCUUCUCUAUGGAGAAUCAUCAAUAAUAAUGACUCUCAAAGCUGAUACUUUUCCACUAGAUCCCGAAAGCAAGGAAAUUGCAUUGUUUAGAAAGGUGUGGAUCAUGACUGCACAGAUUGAUUUUGUAUUAUCAGGCCUUCAAAUCACGUGGGAUCUCCAGACGUUCCAUGGGGCCCUUUCCUUCACUGUUCAUUCAACAGCAGUUGCAGGUUUCAAGGAGUUUCUUCAGACCAUAAAUCCUCUUUCAGACAAAAGAGAUGGGUUUCGGCAGAAUGUUUGGGAACAAUCAUUUGAUUGUUCUUUUCCAAAACCAGAAUUACAAGGAAUGGACAAUACUCAGUCUCUACUCAUGCCAGGGUUCAAUAGGAGAAAAACUAUGAAGGGUAAAAAAACUGACUUUCCAGAUCUGCAAGCUUGGCAGCUCCAUUCAUUUCUUCAAGGCAUUUCUUUUAACAAUUCAGCCGGAGAGACAAUAUUCCUGAAUGACAAAGGAGAAGCAAUGGGUGGAUUCGACAUCAUUAAUUUCAUCCCUUUUCCAAACAGAUCCUUUCAGAGAGUUAGAGUUGGAAACGUAGGUCCUCAUGCUCCAAAAGGGAAGGAAUUAUUCAUUGAUGAAGACAGGAUUGUCUGGCAUCCAGCUUUUAAUCAGGUUCUUCCAUUUUCUCAGUGUAAUGAUCAUUGCUCCCCUGGAUACUGGAAGAAAGAUUUUGAAGGAAAACCAUUCUGUUGCUACGACUGUGUUCCCUGCCCAGAAGGAAAGAUUUCAAAUCAGACUGAUAUGGAUGACUGUCUUGAGUGUUCAGAAGAUCAUUAUCCAAAUGAAGAAAAGAAUGGAUGUAUCCUGAAACCAAUAGUGUUUUUAACCUUUGAAGAAACUUUAGGAAUUGGUUUAGCCUCAGCAGCUCUUUGUUUCUUCUUCUUGACAUCUUGGGUACUUGGAACUUUUAUUAAGCACAGGGAUACUCCCAUUGUCAAAGCCAACAAUCGGUCACUCACCUACACCCUCCUUGUCUCUCUUCAAAUAUGUUUUCUCUCCUCUUUGCUCUUCCUCAGCCAACCUGGCAAACUGACCUGCCUUCUCCGACAAUCAACAUUUGGUAUCACCUUCUCAGUGGCCAUUUCUAGUGUCCUGGCCAAAACCAUCACCGUGGUUGUUGCCUUCAUGGCCACUAAACCAGGAUCUCAGAUGAGGAAAUGGGUGGGGAAAAGAUUGGCUCUUUCUACUGUCCUUUCCUGCUCUCUCUUCCAGGUAUGUAUUUGUAUCCUUUGGUUGUCAACAUCACCUCCAUUCCCUGAGUUGGACAAGCACUCAGCGCUCCAAGAAAUGAUUUUACAAUGCAAUGAGGGGUCAUCUUUCUUCUUUUAUUGUGUCUUGGGCUACAUGGGAAUGUUGGCCAUCGCCAGCUUUAUUGUGGCUUUCCUUGCCCGUAAAUUACCUGAUAGUUUUAAUGAAGCCAAGUUCAUCACCUUCAGCAUGUUGGCCUUUUGCAGUGUGUGGAUCUCCUUCUUUCCAGCCUAUCUGAGCACAAAAGGCAAAGCCAUGGUAGCUGUGGAGGUCUUCUCCAUCUUGUCCUCCAGUGCUGCAUUACUGGGAUGCAUAUUUUUGCCAAAAUGCUACAUCAUUAUUUUGCGGCCACAGCUCAACCACAGGGAGCAACUCAUAAAGAAGAAUUAGCAUAUUGUGUGAUAUUUUUGGUUCAGAGAAAUUCCUGAAAAAAAGGAAUAGAAAGACAGUUUGCUAUUCUCAGGAAAUAUAUAAUUAAAGAACAAUUUAUGUAGAAUAUUUUUGAUUAUUAAGAUAUAUUAUUGCUCAUUUCAAAAUAAAUGCUCAUUUUCCUGCA
This is a messenger RNA of Pantherophis guttatus, 2659 nucleotides long. The record is from RefSeq and is a predicted model, not a curated record. Lineage: Eukaryota; Metazoa; Chordata; Lepidosauria; Squamata; Colubridae.